Messenger RNA from Knipowitschia caucasica, 462 nucleotides. Lineage: Eukaryota; Metazoa; Chordata; Actinopteri; Gobiiformes; Gobiidae. The record is from the annotation of a GenBank genome assembly.
AUGGGCGACUAUUUCUGCCUCUCGGACUGCGACGUGAUUGGAUUCGACUUGGACCACACGUUGUGCCGAUACCAUCUGAAGGAGACGUCCAGGGUGAGUGGGUUGAACCGUAGAACCGUAGAACCGCCGGGGGGGGGCGUGUGUGUGUGCAACAUAUACGCCUGCUGUAUCUCUGGAUCAUUGCAUCACGACCAGUAUCCAGUGUGCAUAGAGGCAGACAGAGUUGUCAGCGCCAACGUGGAAGCAGCUCCAUCAUCCCAGAGAAACGUAGAGCAGCAGAACUCACAGAGCGCCGUGUUCUGUGCGUCUCAGCGCUUUCACACGCCGCGCAAUCUACGCCACAAACACAGACAUCUGCAGCUUCGUCGAGGGAUGAAGCGCCUCGAUUCAGGCAAAGUCAGCGAAACGGAGGAUGGUUUAGUGGCGAGGACCAGAGAGAGAGAGACGCGGAGAUGGUUUUGA